Molecule: messenger RNA, 3647 nt
Organism: Amoebophrya sp. A120
Lineage: Eukaryota; Dinophyceae; Syndiniales; Amoebophryaceae
Source: the annotation of a GenBank genome assembly
AGAGCGGGUUGUUGCAGGACGCAUGAGCGCACCUCCCACAGCCCACAGCAGAGUUCGCGAGCCGCGGGGGCGGGGAGGAUUGGUGGGUUGGUCUUAUUGGGGACCUUCGCAGCUCAAUCUCGUGAGGAGCGGUGAAACAUGUUGACGUUGAUGAAAAAACGGGGCUGGUGAGAGACGUGUCAAGCAGCAGGCGAGAGAUUAUCAGCGAACUUGUUGUUGUCGUUUGCUUUCUUGUUGGCUUUCGAGAAGUACACCUGUGAUCACACAGGAAAAACGAUGGCGCCACCGAAAAAUUUUCGCACUCGACCCUUCGCCCACCAACAGUGCCUGGGUCAUCUGUGGAUUUGUUUAAUCGUCGCCUUUUUCCCGACCCCCGCCCGGUCCCGCGGUUUUCUGCUGACCCGCAGCGACACACAGAACAAAAUUUUCUACUCGCUGUUGCCCAGCUUCGAUGAAUCCAUCACGCAUUCGCAACUGGACAGCACGCAGCUGGACCAGGAUCCGGGGAGCGAGCCUCUGCCGUUGGUAGCAGAUCUAGACCGACCCCGGUCGAUGGCGCUCUGGUCGGACACCGUGAACCACUGGCUCUACGUUUGGGACGCAACAACACAAGACUUGUACAAGUACGAGCUCCUCGCAAAUGGGGAUGAGUUGACCGCAGCUCGCGGACUCCAGCCGGUGGCCCAAGGUUUAGACGUCGGGGGGAUCGCGGUCGACAACGCACAGAACGUGUACUACUCCAUAUCAAACUGAAAAGUGCCCUUGAAAGUGAGAAAUGCCUGCGCAGCCGUCUAGGUUUGUGUACAUUUACAUGGGAAAAAAUAACUUCUUGCAUGAAACGAAUGCGACCCAUCUUGCUUGUCAGAAUCUAGGUAUCUUGCCACACAGCUGUAGAAUGACAACCGCAUAAAUUUUAUUAUUGCCGAGAUGAAGUCUACUGCGUUAGCGUUUACGCAUUUGCAGAACACAGUGCGCUGGUGUUAUAACCAAUUCUGGGACGAGGACCAUUCCUGUUCUUGCGGCUGAUACCUACUUGCAAGGAGGUAGAUGUUUUCGCAAAAAGAUUAUUUCGCAAUACAGAAUGUGAAUGACAAAAACCCACCAGUCGUUCUCUCCGCACUGGGGCGCUUUUCUUUUCGAUCCCCGAACGAAAACGGGGGCUCCAUCACGAAGCUGCCCUACACCGAUCGAAAAAAACCGGAGCAGCUGUACAGCAUAUCAAAUGCAAAAGUGUAGUCUGGGUCUGGAAGAUUCUGUGACUUGUCGUGUAUGUUUUGCAUGGCCCAGGAUGUCUGUAAUGCACGACCUAGCGUCACAGAUUUUUAGAGGGCUUCCCGAUGCCUACUCCGCAUGACAAACGCCCUCCCCGCGUAGCACAAACGAGACUCCUCUUGCUGGUCAUGCAAUACAGAUUUUUUCAGAGUCCAAAGUUAGCAUCAGAAGUUCCAACCUUCCAGACCCAGACACUUUGGCAUUUGAUACAGCAACAAUUUCAACGUAAACGCGCCGCGGGUACUGACCACGGACGCGCUCUAUGUGUACUGGGGAAACCACGCGACCGGAAAGGCGUCGGGGUCCGCGGUGAAAGCGCCGGCGAAAGUCCUCAGCUUGACGCAGACCAGGUAGGAUGAAGAAGAUGAACGGGAGGGGUUUUGCGAUUUUUUUGUUCUGCAAUAGUAACUACUCCUCCGCCCGCUUGUUGUUCUUUUGCAGGCGUCAACAUCUUCAAAGUAUUAGUGCGAUAUGGAGCUGCGCGGAAAUGAAUUUUGAACACUUGUUGAAUGCCUUUUAUGAACUACUUUAUGCACAAACCAAAAUCAGUUAUCCGCGGCAGUUGUCGAAGAAUGUGGUCGUGACAAACGGGGUGUGCGUCACGCCCGACUUCGUUUUCUACACCGGUGGCACAGAGUAUCAGACCGCGAUGGAUUCAUUGAAUGAGUCAAGGAGGGAUGUUUGCUCGCAGAAGUUUUCUAUGUGCAAUGUCGCGAGUAAGUAAUUUUUUCAAAAACAGAAUCGUGCCACCAAGCACCUGUGUACGUUUGUAUUAUGCAAAAAGUACACCACGACCACGAGAAUUUAUUACCGGCAACACCGACGGGCCCAGCGCAGAAAAGCACCAAGUCAGCACUCAGUAGUUUUCUACUAGACACUGACACUUGUCAGUUCCAAGGAUUCGUCACUUUUUGACUAUGAGAAAUGAAUUUUGCCGUCCAUACCCCCGUUUUUGCCGUGCCAAAGGAUGCGCUCCUAUCCCAGAAAAAAAUUAUAGUGUUAGUGUAACUUUUUUGGGUUGACAGCAUCGUAAAUUUGUCCUGCAUGACACAAAAAACUUGUCAUGCGUCACUACUAUGUGAAAUCCGAAAAGAGGCUAUCGUGGUUGGCUGGCCUGACUGUACAUCUUGCACUUCUGUGUUUGCAAGAACAUCUUCAGAGAGUUCUUUUGUACCAACACAGUGUUUCUUCUUUCUUUCGAUAGCGCAACCCAAACGACCAGUGGAGGUUGAUCAACAACGGCUUUAUGAACGCCGCCGGCUGUAUGACGGUGCACAACUCCCCCUCGUUCUCAUUUGUAUAGCGGAAAUACAAGCGCCAGCGAGAAUGCAGGUUUUGCGUGACAAAUUUGCACGGGAUUGUAGUGCUAUUUGGGCUGCCAGAACUUGUUAUGCAAACGGUGCCAAGAGGCACAGCCUGGAUAGGGCAUUUUGCAUGACAAAUGAGGGGGAGGGGGAGAAGUUGUGCACUGUCAUAGGCUGCGCCGCCGACCCGGCCCGCGGAGCGAUCUACGUUGCGGACGAGCAGAGGGGCGCGGUUUUUGAACUGGCAGUAAAUUUCGCGCUAUCAAAUGCAAAAAUGUCUGGGUCUGGAAGUUUCUGACACUUGUCAUGCACGUUUUGCAUGAGCCAUGACGUCUGUGCUGCAUACCCUAGCAACACAGAUUUUUUGAGGGCUUCUUGAUGCCUAUUCCGCAUGACAAGUGCCUUCUCAGCGAAGCAAGAAUUGCAUUCCCUUUGCUACUCAUGCAAUACAGAUUUUUUUGGAAUCCAAAUGCCGCAUCACAAGUUGCCAUCUUCCAGACCCAGACAUUUUUACAAUCCAUACGCGCAGCUCCGGGAGAUCCGGGCGCAAACGAAGAUCACGACCGUAGACGGCGCAAAGCAGCUCGCGGUACUGCGGAGCGGUGCGUUUUCAAACCUGAGGUCUUCUGGCGUGGUGUUACAAUAUCCGCUGCAAAAAUUAUUCGUUCUGGGUCUGGAACACUGUUGCGCGGGUUCUUCUUGUCAUGCUCGGCUAGCGUAAAUCUCAAGUCUGUCAUGCGCAAUGAAGCGGAGUGUUUCAUGAUCAUAGUUAGUGUAGUAUGUAAGCAAGAAGAACGCCUAGAAAUAACUCAAAAACUUGUCAUGCUCGACCGGUUUCCACUGAGUAAAAAUAUCCAAUCAGCGUCACAACAUGUUACCAGAGGACCCAGACAUGUUUGCAUCGUGAUAUGCAAACGAGUUUUCUGAUCUGCGCGAGCGGGCUGAGCGUAGUGUGGAUCUUGUUUGCGACCACCUAAUAUGUAAAACGCGCAUUUUAUUUUCCAUGCAAUAUAACAUACUGAGGUAGUUCCCAAUAAAUGUGUACAUGAGACGAGCCGACUAUCUGACGGG